AUGGCUCCCUCCUCUAGCAUCGUAGCUUAUUUCGGGUUGGGACUAUCUGUGGGCCUCAUUAUUGCGUUAACCUUUACUACUUACUCGUCUUUGAAGUUAACAAUGCCCAAGCUUGUCUAUCACGCCUCCUAUGACCCUGAACUCAGUUUAGACGUGGACAAAACUCGAAUUCUUAACACAGAUGACCAUAUUUCGUUACCAAAUCAAAGAACAAACGAUCGUAAAAAUUCUAAUCAAACGCAACAAACUGUUUAUUGGCACGAAGGUCUCGACAAACAGAAGGGACCGGAGGAAGAAUUCCACUUCAAAGAUGGACAUGCGCACCAUGAUGAUUCCACAGUUGCCGAGGAAUUGUACCGCAAAAUUCGCGUCCUUUGCUGGGUAAUGACGUCACCAGAAAAUCUUGAAAAGAAGGCGAUUCACGUGCGAGCCACGUGGGGUAAACGUUGUAACAAACUUUUGUUUAUGAGCUCCGUAACAAAUAGUUCCUUUCCGACAAUAGGACUGAAUAUAUCCGAAGGGCGGGAGCAUCUCACAGCCAAAACAAUGCGCGCGUAUGAUCACGUCGCCGAUAACUACAUGGACGAAGCUGAUUGGUUCAUGAAGGCAGACGACGACACUUACGUCAUCUUAGAGAACCUGCGUUAUUUCUUGUCGGAUGUUGACCCUAACGAACCGGUGUUCUACGGUCACCUGUUUAAAACUAUCGUCAGUCAGGGGUACUUCAGUGGCGGAGGGGGCUAUGUCCUGAGUAAAGAGGCACUAAAACGAUUUCGAGGACGUCAACAAAAGCAGUGCAGGGAAGACGGUGGAUCGGAAGACGUGGCAAUUGGCAAAUGUAUGGAAACGCUUGGCGUAAAAACAGGAACGUCUCUCGAUGCUUUUGGACGGAGUCGCUUUCACUGUUUUAGCCCAGAUGUGCACUUGAGCGGGGGCUUUCCUGACUGGUACUAUUCUUUUGAUGCUUACGGGGCCAAAUCGGGCCUUGGCAGCGUAAGUGAUUAUGCCAUCACAUUCCACUAUAUAUCUCCGGAGAAGAUGUAUCACUUGGAGUUUUACGUGUAUCAUCUACGUCCUUACGGUUUGAUUUCUAAAACGCAGAGCCUUAAUGUGCCGUCAAACAGGACGUCCUAG
Molecule: messenger RNA, 1134 nt
Organism: Liolophura sinensis
Lineage: Eukaryota; Metazoa; Mollusca; Polyplacophora; Chitonida; Chitonidae
Product: glycoprotein-N-acetylgalactosamine 3-beta-galactosyltransferase 1-like
Exons: 3
Coding region: 1-1134 (377 amino acids)
Cellular component (GO): membrane
Molecular function (GO): N-acetylgalactosaminide beta-1,3-galactosyltransferase activity
Source: RefSeq, a predicted model, not a curated record